Molecule: messenger RNA, 2923 nt
Organism: Bombus huntii
Lineage: Eukaryota; Metazoa; Arthropoda; Insecta; Hymenoptera; Apidae
Gene: mus81
Product: crossover junction endonuclease MUS81
Exons: 9
Coding region: 875-2581 (568 amino acids)
Biological process (GO): DNA catabolic process; mitotic intra-S DNA damage checkpoint signaling; double-strand break repair via break-induced replication
Cellular component (GO): nucleus; Holliday junction resolvase complex
Molecular function (GO): crossover junction DNA endonuclease activity; DNA binding; 3'-flap endonuclease activity
Source: RefSeq, a predicted model, not a curated record
CUAUUAUUCAUUAUUAAAAGAUAAAAGCAUAUUAAAAUAAAUUGUAUUUAAAUAUAAAUAAUUUAUUAAUAUUGCUCCAUCGAUAAUAAUUUUAUUUUACGAAAAAGAGAAUUAAAUAUAUAUUAAUUUUUAUACAAAAGAGAUCAAAAAUACAUAUUUAUACUACACAUAUAAAUUUUACUUAUUUUUGGUUAGUUAGUAAUAUGAAUUAAUAUAUAUGAAUUAUAUUUAUGAUAUUUUAUAUAAUUCUAUAUGAAUUAAUAUUUUCUUAAGAUGUCUAGUAAUAUUGAAAUUUUUGUAUCACUACUGCGAUCAUAUAAAGAGGUUUCGACACUCGCUAGAGAAAACCGUUCGAAAAUUGAGUCGUGUCUAGUUGUGAAAAAUCAUCAUGGAAGCUCAAUAAAAUCCAAGUUCUUGUAAGACAGACAGACUUCUUGUCUUCCAUGCUGAUUUUUCACAGGUAGUUAUACUCGAUUUUCCUUAAACUUCAGUAUUAUAUGAGUGUCAAGAGUCAAGAAUUUUUUAGAAGAUCAUGAUUAAUACUGUCAGAAAUGUCAGAGCUACCUUGACUUAACAUCCUAUAUUGUGUGAAUCUGCCCUUAAGAAAAUUUCUUAAGAAUAAUUUUAAAAUGUUCAUUGUUUAAUGUAUUUAUUCAUAUGUUUAUAAAAGUAAUGAUUUUCCAUUUAAAAGAGGAUAUGUAUAUAAAUAUAUGUAUAGAUCGUGAAGAUUUGAAGUUCUACAUUUAAAAUUGAUAUACAUACAGAUUUCAACCUUAAAAAUAUUUUGUGUUUGGUUGAAGUAUUAAUUUCAUAAUUUAUUAAACUUAAUAACAUACAUGAUAUAAUCUUUUGCAUACCGUGAUAUAAAAAUACUAUGAAAAGAAUAAAACUUAAGCCUAAGAAUCCAAACCCACUAUUUGAGCUCUGGUUAGAAGAAUGGAGAAAAGAGGCUGCAUCGAGAAAUUCCGACUUGCAAUAUCAUUUUUCGAAAGCACUCGCUGCAUUAAAAAAAUAUCCCUUGCCGUUAAAAUCUGGGAAGGAUUGUAUAAUAUUGCAACACUUUGGCACAAAAUUAUGCUCCAUGUUAGAUAGAAAACUCAAAGAAUAUAAAGUUCAAAAUAAUGACUCAGUAAGUGUGAAGAAUGUUUGCAAGCACUGCAGUUUUAAUAAACAACCUGUAUUUAAAAGGAAACGCAGAUCACAACAAAUUAUUGUGGACGCAGAUUUCGUACCUGAAAGAACAGAACUAACAACAUUUGACGACUUAAAUUUAUCAUCUUGGAAUGUAGAAAAUUAUGCUGCCUUAUUGAUAUUAUAUAAGAAAACACUAGACUCAUGUUAUUUAGGAUAUACUACAGAAACAGAUCUACUGUUGGAAAUGAAACAGUUGUGUGGGCAUGGAGCAAAGACUUCAGUCUUAGAUUUGUUUGAAAGUGGAUUAAUUUCUAUGAUAGGUAGACCAAUUAGGUAUAAUCUUACAGAGCAUGGUAUAAGUAUUUCAAAGAAGAUAUGUGAAAUUACAACUACUGAUGUAAUAUCAUUAAAUUCUUUUGAAGUAUUAAAUAAAAUUCAAAACUCAUUAAAACCAUUGAUUACACAAAAGUCUAAGUUAAUAAAAGAUUCAGCCGAUCUUAAUAAUAGGAAUGAGGAAACUAUUACUAUUGAAAAUCACUGCCAACAACCUGAUGAGAAUUUUGAAAAACGAAAAUUGAAGGAAAAUAUUGUCUACCCAAAAAGAGUGCAAGAAAAAAUGAAAGAAGUAAAAGAUAUGAAUCAUGUACAUAAUUUAGAAAAUAAUGAAACAGAUUUUACAGAUGAUUUUCAAAGAAACUAUUAUUUAGAAUCAAGAAAUUUUGAUAUAAUAUUAUUAGUAGAUACACAAGAGACUGCUGGUGGUAGGACAGAACCUCAACAUGAUGCUACUAUCACAGGACUAACAGAGUUUGGUGUAUCAUUUGAGAUACGUCAUUUAAAAGUUGGUGAUUUUGCAUGGAUUGCUAGGUGUAGAAAAAAUAAAAAUAAUGAACUAAUCUUACCCUUUAUAGUAGAAAGGAAACGAAUAGAUGAUUUAAGUGCAAGUAUUACAGAUGGAAGAUUUCAUGAACAAAAGUUUAGAUUAAAGCAAUCUGGAAUUACAAAUCUUAUGUACAUAAUUGAAGAUUAUGAGAAGGGUCAAAGAUUGACAAUACCACAUUCAUCAUUGAUGCAAGCUUCCAUUAAUACUUUGAUACAAGAUGGUUUCUCUGUAAAAUAUACUAAGAAUCAUAAAGAUUCUAUGUUUUAUUUGUCAUCAUUAACUAGAAUUUUAAUAAAAAUGUUCAAAGAAAAAAACCUGAUAGGUUGUAAAAAAGAAGUUAUUACACGAACAAAUAUUUCAAAUAAUACCUGUAGUCUCAUGGUAUUUGAAGAAUUUAAUAAAGCAGCUUCUAAACAAAAGGUUUUUAAAGUAAAUCAAAUGUUUGUCCGCCAACUACUACAGUUAAAAGGAAUGUCCAUAGAUAAAGCUUUAGCAAUUGUAGAACAUUAUCCAACUCCCCGAUUAUUAGUUGAAGCUUUUCAGAAGUCUGGUUGCAAUGAAUAACAGCAUCAGUGACAAAUUGAUAAAAAAUUUUAUUGAACCAGUAUAUAACAAUUUAUUGACGUACUUGGUAAAGUACUUGGUAAAGUAUAUCAUUUUAUUUCAAUAAUUUAUGCCUUUCUUCCAUUCAGAAUAGUCAUAAUCAUAUAACAUUGACAUAACUCUUAGAAAAUGUAAGAUUGGGUUGUCAUUAAACCAUAAAAUUACUAGAAACGAAUAUUUUCGAGUAGGUACGAACGAUUAUUCUCUCAGUGACAAGAACAUGGUGAAAUACGACAUACAAGCUUUAACAGUCUUGAAAUUAAAGAAUUAUUAUUACUAACAUCCGCUUAAAUUAUUAUAACA